GGUUUUCGGUAUUUUGUGCUUCUUUUAUGAUUGCUCACAUAUGCAGAUGAAUUGGAUUGGCUGUUCGACUAGAUUUCAUGUGGUAUUUUGAAGUACAUGUAUUACAAGAUAUUCUAUUAUUAAGUAGUAGUAAAUUUUCAUUAUUUGAAUUUAUCUUCAAAUACUGUCGGUACAGAAGAAAAUUUAAAUACAGAAAAUGCUCGACAACGAUGUGAAUUAUUAGCUCGAUAA
Molecule: messenger RNA, 231 nt
Organism: Rotaria sp. Silwood2
Lineage: Eukaryota; Metazoa; Rotifera; Eurotatoria; Philodinida; Philodinidae
Source: the annotation of a GenBank genome assembly